AUUUGAAUUUUGAUUUUGAAUCUUUGAUCAAUGUAAAUAAAGACAUGGCUUCUUCUGGGAGUGAAAAUAACGAAUCUGACCAAGGAAAGGUAUAUGAUUGGCAAGAAAGCUCACAGACAACUUCAAACUUAGCUGACGACUAUGAACAUGUGCAUGGCACAGAAACUUCAAACCAAGAUGAAAAGGAAUAUGAGUUCGAAGAAUGGAUAAAUGUGAAUAAUCGUUUGAAGCAACAUGGUUUUCGUUCUAUUAGACCGUCACCUUUACCCCAUGUUACAAAAGGAUUAAUAGGGAUUUUUUUGGAUGAAGCUGAGGCUCACAUGUUGAGAAAUACAAUUGAAAAGCUUUUAGAUGAUUGUGAGCGUAGACAAGCAUUAGUACAAGAACUCAUCACUUCUUCAAAUAAACUUCAACAAGAAGUGAACGACAAAAGUGAUAAAGCGUAUCGUUAUGACCGAGAGGUUGGUCGUUUAAACAGAGAUCUCAAAGCUCAGCAAAGACAAAUUCAGAACCUAGAACAGAAACGUUUAGAUGAAGUUCGAUGUCAUGGUGAAGAAAUACAAGCGAUAAGCAUUGCUAAAGCUGAUCUACAAACAAAAUGUGAUCUUCUUGAACAAAAAUGUAAUGAAAUGGAACAGGAAAUUGCGAGAUUUCGACUUGAGAACGAAGAGAUGUAUUCAAUGCAAAACGAGAGACAGCGGACAGGGAAAGCUGUACAAACAGAUAAAACCAGAGAUAAGAAGAAUCUCAAAGAUAUUGAUUGGAAUGAUGCAGAUGACGAACACAUAGAUGACAAAGAGACUAUUACAACAGCAAGUGACUUGGGAAACGAGAGACCCUAUAAAGAGCUGGAAUCAACUCCUGAAACCUUUCAGGAUGAAUAUACAGUGACGGGAAAAGCAAGCAGAAGUGAUAUUAUCCCAGAUUCGAGACAAUUUCAUAAAGCAACCGAAAGACAAAUGGAAGAGUCGAAAAAGUUGAUUGAUUUACUAGAGGACGAAAACAAUAAACUGAAAGCAGAACUGACUAAAAGGCCUGGAUUGGACGAGUGGCGAAAGGCCUGGAAAUACAACAAAAGACUGGAAAAGAUUUUAAUGGAAAACAACCUGAAAUUUAACAGCAAGAAAACCAAGGAUUUGAGAGAUAAGAAAAGUCGAGUUAAACAGAAAACACAUGUGAAAGAUAUCGAUUACUUGCCGAUUGAUAUUUGCAGGAAAUAUAUCAAGCGUACAUGUAGUGUGUUAAACAUCAGUGAUUUAAAAGAGAUCACCCCAAUGUUGAACUCGUUCAUCACUCUUGGAGAAACACAAGAAAGAAUGGAAGCUUUGAUUCGCAGAAUCUUGAAAGUGAUCGAUGCCAAAAAUGUUCCUUAUCAAAUACGUGAUGAUAUCUCGGAUAGCACUGAGCCUCGCAAUCAUUCGAUAUGUUGUGAAAAAGCCUGGAAACUAAUUAUACCGACGUUAAAGAGAUGGUCAAGUGAAAUAAAGAGUUUGAAAGAAUUGAAAGAAGGAAUUAUACGUUUAUGUAAGAGUCACUUUCCUUGGAAACCCAUCGACGAAAUGUUUACGGAAGGUGACGAACUUCGUGUCGAAGAUCUUCGAAAGGCUCUACAAAAGAUGACGGUCGUCGAAGAUCAUUUGAAGCCUUUGAAUUUAUGGAAAAACGAUGCCGUUUCGUUAGAGCAAUUGAAAAAUAUAGUGGCGCACUUUCAGAAACUCUUCGAUGUAAAAAACCUUUGUGGCGUGUUCCCAAAGAUGAACGAAGUGUACAGCAAAGUUGGAGAGAUGUGUAAUGUGAUGAAAACUAUUAGAGAAAGUCUUGAUUUAGCUCCUACAGCUAACACUGUGGAAAUAGUGAACGCUAUUGGAAAGAUUCAAACCGCGAGGCAUUAUCUGAAGUUUCAAGAUUUGCCAGGAAUAAUCAAACGACUAGAGGAGUAUGAUGAAUUUUUUCCAGCUUUUCAAUCUUUGGUGUCCCAACUCUAUGACUUAUUGAGUGUUGAUAAAAUGGACGAGAUACUUACGGCUGUUAAAGCACUGAUUCGCUUUCCCCAAAAAUGAUUAUUUCAACAUGGAAAUAUGCCAAGUCAAGAAGGAAAUACUCAGAACACUUAACUGGAAGUUUUUUAAAAAAUAACUAUUUUUAUCGAUUUAUGUACACAAUUAAGAUUAUAUUGUAUACUAUAUAGAUUACUGUGCUAUAUAUAUUAUCGUGAAAGGUAGUUUAGAGCAUUGACCUUUUGGGCAUGCAUGUUGUACUUAUUGGUGUUUUAGUAUUUUGAAAAUAUUUUAACAUUGCCAAUCCAGGAGCUGUUUCAAUGUGUUUUCCCCAACCACCUGCCAGCAUUUAACGAAUAAAUUGUAAAAAAUUAAA
Molecule: messenger RNA, 2373 nt
Organism: Xenia sp. Carnegie-2017
Lineage: Eukaryota; Metazoa; Cnidaria; Anthozoa; Malacalcyonacea; Xeniidae
Product: centrosomal protein of 70 kDa-like
Exons: 20
Coding region: 45-2060 (671 amino acids)
Biological process (GO): cilium assembly; regulation of microtubule cytoskeleton organization
Cellular component (GO): centrosome
Molecular function (GO): gamma-tubulin binding
Source: RefSeq, a predicted model, not a curated record